Messenger RNA from Penicillium daleae, 1578 nucleotides. Its product is annotated as aldehyde dehydrogenase. The transcript has 3 exons. Bases 1 to 1578 code for a protein of 525 amino acids. The record is from RefSeq and is a predicted model, not a curated record. Lineage: Eukaryota; Fungi; Ascomycota; Eurotiomycetes; Eurotiales; Aspergillaceae. Gene Ontology annotation, molecular function: aldehyde dehydrogenase (NAD+) activity.
AUGGCUGACGCAGGAACAUAUCUCCUCUGGAUAGCUGGUGAAGAGAAGGCCGGGGGAGCCGAUCUCCUAAGAAUGAACAGGAUUCCCAUCGAAGACCCAGCAACAGGCGAAAUUUUCGCCCGUUGCCAUGCUGCGUCCGAAGAAGACGUCGAGUCCACGGUCGCUGCGGCCCACGCUGCAUUCAAAUCCGGCAUCUGGUCGCGAGCAAGCCGUCACCAGCGCGCCGAUGUUCUCGAAAACUGCGCAUCCCUCCUGUCAAAUGCCCUCCCGGAACUGAUUACCCUGGAAUCAAAGCAGACGGGACGAGUGAUCAAGGAAAUGCAGGCCCAGGUCCCUUCUCUUGUGAAAUGGUUUAAAUACUACGCCUCCUUGCUCCGAGUUGAAGAGCGAUCGGUUCUUCCCACUACUGGGAAAUUGCACAAUUUCAUUGACAGGGUACCACUGGGAGUAGUAGUGCAAAUCACUCCUUUUAACCACCCGCUUCUCAUUGCGGUGAAGAAAGUGGCUCCUGCACUUGCAGCAGGGAAUAGUGUCAUUCUAAAGCCCAGCGAGCUGACACCUUUGACAUCUCUGGUGCUGGGGAAGAUUCUUUCUCAGGCUGGCGUUCCAGCUGGUGUGUUUAGUGUCUUAUCAGGAUACGGCGGGACGACGGGGAAAGCCCUUGUUUCUCACCCUUUAGUAAGAAAGGUAGACGUGACUGGAGGGACGUUAGCAGGGAGAGCGAUCGGGUCAAUCGUCGGCGGCAACCUGGCCAAGUACACUGCUGAGCUUGGAGGUAAAGCGCCCUUGGUCGUGUUUGAUGAUGCGGAUAUUGACGUUGCUGUGAAUGGAAUUGCGUUUGGAAGCUUCAUUGCGAGCGGACAGACGUGCAUUGCCAGCACGAGAAUCAUUGUGGACACGAAGAUCAAGGAUGAUUUUCUGCUGAAGUUGUUGAUGAAGGUGAGAGGGAUUACGAAAAGGAUUGGGAGCCCUCAAUAUCCAGAUUCAAUUAUGGGCCCUCUUAUAUCUGGGAAGCAGCUUCGGAAUGUUGAGCGACUUGUGGAUGGGUCUAUAAAUGACGGCAAGGCUGUACUUCUCAAUGGGGCCAAACGAAUGAUGGGAACGAGUCCUCUUGAUGGGUCAGAUCUUUCAAAGGGUUACUUUUAUGAGCCUACAAUUCUAGUGUCUCCCAAAGGCGACGAAAGCAUCACCGAAUCAUCAAUCUGGCGAGAAGAGGCAUUCGGACCAGUGAUCGUCGUUGUUGGUUUCGACACCGAGGAAAAGGCUGUGACCUUGGCGAACGACACCGAGUUCGGACUGGGAGCUAGUAUCUGGACGAAGGAUUUGUCAAGGGCGUUCAGAGUGUCUGAGCAGAUCGAGGCUGGAAUCGUGUGGGUCAACACUCACCAUCGGAACGACCCAAGCAGUCCAUGGGGAGGUGCCAAAGCUGCGAGUGGUGUUGGAAGUGAGAAUGGAAUUGACGCUUAUCAUGCGUAUACAACAACAAAAAGCACCAUUAUCAACUUCGCCGCGCCUGAGGAAUCGCUUGCUACGGAUGACUGGUUUGGAGAUGAACGCAAAGAUGUUAGAUACGGCUGA